Messenger RNA from Lathyrus sativus (Indian pea), 249 nucleotides. NCBI's taxonomy places the organism in Eukaryota, Viridiplantae, Streptophyta, Magnoliopsida, Fabales, Fabaceae. The record is from the annotation of a GenBank genome assembly.
AUGGUUUGCUUAGUUUGUUUGGUUCCCCUCUUUCUCGUCCCAAUCGUCAACUUUCUUCCUCUAGUCUUCGAUUUUCUCAUGGGGAAAAUCUAUGCUGUUUUUGGUUGGGAGUAUAGGAAACCAGAGAGAGCUCCUCCAGCAUGUCCAAUCAAGCCUUCAAACAAAACUAUUAGUAAAGACAAGGCAGAUACUGGACCAUCCCCGACAGGACCCGCUAAACCUGAAAGUGUAAAUGUCAAACAGGAUUAA